Messenger RNA from Marasmius oreades (fairy-ring Marasmius), 1440 nucleotides. RefSeq lists its product as uncharacterized. The transcript has 4 exons. Lineage: Eukaryota; Fungi; Basidiomycota; Agaricomycetes; Agaricales; Marasmiaceae. Bases 326 to 1378 code for a protein of 350 amino acids. The record is from RefSeq and is a predicted model, not a curated record.
GAGUAUCGCCCUCAAACAGCACCUUUUUACUUUUUACGCCAAUCCGCCUGGUCAACGAGUAGGACUGACGGGAUGUUUUGCCGAUGUAUGAUUCUUCAAUGUACAAAUUUCAAAAUUUUAUUCCAACUGGCUGCGCAACUACCAAUAGACUUCUUCACCAUCAGUAUCGCUAUUUGCGAGAAAUCAUUCGGCUUACCGACUAUUGAAAUAGAGGACACCGCCUGAGUUUCACCAUCAGUAUAAGAGGUGGCGACAGAAGUUGUCCAGAAGGACCCUCUCAAAAUAUCUGGUUUACGUCCUUUUCCGAUCGUCAAAUCCCAUAGCCAUGAGCGACACCAUCACUUUAACUUACAAAGUCGUAAAAGGCGUUCCAAUCAAACUCGACCUUUAUCUUCCUACACAUGAACAGAAUCAAGGACCAACGCCGGCAGUCGUCUACUUUCAUGGAGGCGGGCUCGUUAUGGGUUCUCGCCGUGACCUGUUUCCGCACUGGCUGCAAAACCGAGUUACUUCGACCGGCUAUGUCUUCAUUUCUGCUGAUUUCAGGUUGAUCCCGACCGGACCAACGACUGGCCAUGACGUGGUCGAGGAUAUCAAAGACCUAUUCGCCUUUCUCCGUGAAAAGGACUUCAAAGUCUGUCGUGAGACAGGGGAGGAAGUCAAGAUAGAUCCUGGAAAGGUUGCCGUCUCAGGGUCCAGCGCCGGGGGACUCUGUGCAUAUCUCGCUGCAAGCCAUGUUACUCCCAGGCCUGCGGCACUGCUACCCAUAUUUGCUUCAGGAGGAGACUUCUUGACUCCCUUCUAUUUGAACCCCAAGUCAGAACCCUUCCUACGUGGAAGGCCACUCGUUGACGCAUCCAUGUUCGCCGACUACGUGCACCCUCUCGCCGCUAAAGUGGCUUCUGACCUUCUUUCCGAGUCUCCGCUCACUUUCGUGCCAGGCUCCAACCCCCCACUCCCCGCGAACCCUCGUAUGGCGGUAGUCUUCCUAUACCUCCAACUCGGGACAUACCUAGACUACUACACCGGUCAAUACGAACCCAGCAUCAGUGCUUCUCUGAGGAGCCUGGUGGGUGACUCAAAGCAACGCCUUAUUGACACCAUCCCAGAACAUCAUCGUGCGCUAUUCCCACAACUGAACGUCACUUCAUCUUGGCCCCCUACAUACCUCCUCCACGGCGAAGAAGAUACAGCCGUUCUCGUUCACGAAUCCCAGAAUAUUCAUCAGUUGUUGAAGGACGCUGAGGUGGAAUCAACCUUGAAGCUUGUGCCAGGGCAGGAUCAUUACUUCGACGUCAUGACCCCCAACGCAGAGGACUUGUGGGGAAAUGUCUUUGACGACGUCUUAGUCUUUUUGAAGAAGCAAUUAAGUUCUUAGAUCCGUGAUGUCGGUCAAAGGGAAAUUGUAAAAUAUUGCGCGAAGCGGGAUGCAAUAUCAUC